AUGUUGGGCGCUUCGCAUGGGCCCCAAGCAACUCGCCAAGUUGUUCGUCUUUGCGACAGCUCUCAGCGGUGGAUUUGGAAUCCUUACGCUGGAGGCUUGGGGUGCAGCAGCAUGUUGGGGACGGAGCCUUGCGAGAAGCUGUCUCCCAGCGCGCCAGUCGGGAGCAGCCUGCAGGAAGUGGAAAAGCUGCGCGAAAUGUACAAGGACGAGGUUAGCAUGCUGACGCUAGAGCACGAGCUGCUCCUGUACGACCUCAAGCGCUUCCACGACAUGACUGCCCUCUACAGAGACGCCGAGAGCGGCUCCUUCCUGCUGACUCCUCCCGAGGCGAUCCUGGAAGCGAAGAAGGGCAUCGACUUGAGGAUAGAGCACUUCAAGGACGAGUGUGGCCGCUGCGAGAGGCUGCAGCGCCGCAUGCAGCGACAGAUGGACAAGGGGCCCCCCGUGGCAGCGAAGGAGGGGUCCUCGGGGCCCCCCCCCCCCUCGUCGAAUUCCCCAGAAGCGGUGGCUGCCAACUGCAUCCUGCUCAAGCGCGUGCGCGAUCAGAGGCGUCUGAUCGCUCUGCUGCAGCGCGAUCUGGAGGAGCGGCUGUACGAACAGUCCCUCAUGGAAGUUCACCUCAAAAAGCUGCGACAAGCUGCCGAGCAUCUCGACGUCAGCCUGCCCGCUGACGCCGCUGGGAAGGGAAGCCGCGAAAGCCGUAGGCUCCCUGGGGAGGCUCCCAGCCUCCACCAGCGAGAAAAGCAGAUCCCCGAGUUCAAGACGGCUUGGCUCCACCGCAUCCGCUUCGCCACAGCGCCUCUCCCGAGAGUGCCCUCCAGGCAGCCUCCCGUGCCUCCUGCCAGCUGCAGACCCCCCAAAGCAGUCCUCUCCCAGCUCAGUCGAGGCGACAGUACUGGGGGGUUCUCCUUUUCUAGGGGCCCCUCGCGCACGUGCUCGUCGCCACGCGUGAGUGUGAGUGCGCCCAAACACAAAGACUCAAGAACGCUGACUUCCCCCAGAAAAGCCUCCGAGGAACUGCGCGGUGGCAGCCUCGCGACCACAGCACAUCACGCCCUCUCGUCUUCCCACGCACUCCGCGAAGACAGCGCCGCCUCCGGAGCGGCGGAAACGAAGGCGCCUCUGCGACAGACGUCCUACAAGACGCUCGCCUCGCCGCGUGUCUCCGCCGCAGCAGGCGGAGUGGUGCGCGCAGACUCGCGAACCCUCAUGUCUCCCAGAGAGGCGAGGGCCCUUGACUCGCCGAGGUCGCGUUCGCUUGUGUCUCCCCGGCGGUUUGAAGGGGCCCCCGGGGCUUGA
Messenger RNA from Cyclospora cayetanensis, 1299 nucleotides. RefSeq lists its product as uncharacterized. The transcript is spliced from 3 exons. The record is from RefSeq and is a predicted model, not a curated record. Bases 1 to 1299 code for a protein of 432 amino acids. NCBI's taxonomy places the organism in Eukaryota, Apicomplexa, Conoidasida, Eucoccidiorida, Eimeriidae.